AUGUACACCAAAAUCAGCAUGGUCGGCGAGGGCACGUAUGGAAAGGUAUACAAGGCUCGCAAUAAGGAAACGGGUCAGAUCGUCGCGCUGAAGCGCAUGCGCAUCGACAUGGACCGCGAGGGCUUCCCGAUCACGGCCAUGCGCGAGAUCCGGCUUCUGCGGCAGCUGCGGCACGAGAACAUCACGCAGGUGCUGGAUGUGUGGCUGCCAGAGCCUGCCCACAAAAAGUCGUUGAUGUUGCAGCUGCUGGACGGCCUGGCGUUCAUGCACGAGCGCGGCAUCUUGCACCGCGACAUCAAGGGGUCGAAUCUGCUAGUAAACCAGGCCGGCCAAGUAAAGUAUGUGGACUUUGGGCUGGCGCGUUCGUUCCACCACGCGCACAUGCACGAGUUCACCAACCGCGUCAUCACGCUGUGGUACCGCCCGCCGGAGCUGCUGCUGGGCACCACGCUUUAUGGCCCCGAGGUCGAUGUGUGGUCGCUCGGGUGCGUUAUGCUGGAGCUGUUCAUGAAGAAGCCGGCGUUCCAGGGCCAAAACGACAUUGACCAGCUCGAGCAGAUCUUCAAGAUGCUGGGGUCGCCCAGUCCGGCCGUGCUUGACUCGUUCAAGAAGCUGCCGUGGGCGUGCUACAUGACACCCACGGCCAACUACGAAAACAGGCUGCGUCAGAACAUGUGCGCUCGCAUGUCACCGUGUGCCUUGCAGCUGGCCGAGGACAUGCUGGCGCUGGAUCCGAAGGUGAGGCCGUCGGCGCGCAAGUGCCUCGAGAGCCCGUACUUUGCUAUGGAAGCGCCAGGACCCGUCAUGGUGACUGAGUUCCCGGUGGCCGGCGACUGGCACGAGUACGAGUCCAAGGCGGAGCGCCGGAACAAGCGUAGGCAGCAGCAGGCGAUGAGCCGGAGCCACUCACAUGCCUCGGUCAAAUGA
Messenger RNA from Linderina pennispora, 927 nucleotides. RefSeq names its product Pkinase-domain-containing protein. The record is from RefSeq and is a predicted model, not a curated record. Lineage: Eukaryota; Fungi; Kickxellomycota; Kickxellomycetes; Kickxellales; Kickxellaceae. The coding region runs from base 1 to 927 and encodes 308 amino acids. Gene Ontology annotation, molecular function: RNA polymerase II CTD heptapeptide repeat kinase activity; cyclin-dependent protein serine/threonine kinase activity; cyclin binding. Gene Ontology annotation, cellular component: nucleus; cyclin/CDK positive transcription elongation factor complex. Gene Ontology annotation, biological process: positive regulation of transcription elongation by RNA polymerase II; protein phosphorylation; transcription elongation by RNA polymerase II. The transcript is spliced from 2 exons.